This is a messenger RNA of Cladophialophora immunda, 1539 nucleotides long. RefSeq lists its product as uncharacterized. The coding region runs from base 1 to 1539 and encodes 512 amino acids. The record is from RefSeq and is a predicted model, not a curated record. Gene Ontology annotation, biological process: transmembrane transport; carbohydrate transport. The transcript has 2 exons. Gene Ontology annotation, molecular function: carbohydrate:proton symporter activity. Gene Ontology annotation, cellular component: membrane. NCBI's taxonomy places the organism in Eukaryota, Fungi, Ascomycota, Eurotiomycetes, Chaetothyriales, Herpotrichiellaceae.
AUGGGUCUCCCGCAACUAAGGGGCAAAUCCCUCAUAGCUCUCAUUCUGAUCACCUCCGGGUUUGAUUUUUUGCUCUUCGGAUAUGAUCAAGGGCUUUUCGGCGGGAUUCUCGCAGGAGAACGCUUCCAGGAAAUGCUCGGCCACCCAGGCGCAACCAUGAGCGGUCUCGUCACCGCAAUCUACGACAUUGGUUGUGCGUUGGGUGCAGUGACUGCGUUUCUCUUCGGUGAGCGUGUUGGACGCAAGCGGUCGAUUCUGUACGCCAACUUCAUUAUCAUCAUCGGAGCCACAAUUCAGACUGCCUCCUACAGCUACAAGCAGAUGUUUGUUGCUCGCAUCAUCUCCGGCCUAGGUGUCGGCUUCAGCACGGUGGCCGUCCCUAUCUUGCAAUCAGAGACACUGCCAGCACAUAACCGUGGCUCCCUACUCGUCUUUCAGUCAGUCCUUAUCCCCUCUGGAGUUGCGCUGGCCUCCUGGGUUUGCCUAGGCACCUUGUACGCCCCAGGAUCGAUGCAGUGGCGCUUUCCGGUGGCGUGUCAGAUCCUGUUCUCCUUGUGCAUUCUGGUGUUCUGUCUGUUCUGUCCAGAGACACCCCGGUGGCUGGCAAAGCACGGAAAGGAAGAGGAAGCUCGCAAGAUCAUUGCCCGCCUCUUGGACAAGGCAGAUGAUGACGCCGAAGUGCAGGGCCAACUGGCCGAGAUUCUGGACAACAUUGCCGCGGAGGGAGCAGAGAGUAAAGUCACCUGGUCCGAGUGUUUCAGCAAUGCCACCCGGGCUCGAAAUCUGCAGCGUGUCCUGCUCGGCAUGGGCCCGUACCUUUUCAAUCAGUGGAGUGGUGCCAACGUCCUCGGCUACUACAUGGGCUAUAUCUUGGAAACCUAUCUUGGCUACAAGCCUCUGUUGGCUUUGAUCCUGGCGUCUGUGUGCUUCACGCAGGAAUCCAUCAUGGCCUUCUCGCCAUAUUUCUUCCUCGACCGACUUGGAAGACGAAAGACGGUCCUGAUCUCGUCAACUGCCUGUGCGAUUUGCAACUUCAUCAUCGCCGGGGCCUUGCUCAACAAGACAUACUCGUCUGCCGCUGCAGCCGUGGCCUUUAUGUUUGUUUACUUUGACUGCUAUGGCUCCGGCAUUCUCCCAGUCUCCUGGUGCUACUCGGCUGAAGUCCAACCACUGCGCGUUCGAAACAAGUCCAUGGCUGUUGGAGUGUUCUGGCACUGGAUGUCCAACUUCGUGAUCGUGAUGAUCACCCCGAUCGGCGUGCAAAACCUCGGUGGAAAUUUCUUCUGGAUCUGGGGCGCCUUCUGUGCGCUUUUUGUGCCGCUGACAUACUUUUUCGGGGUGGAAACCGCCGGCCGCACAUUGGAAGAGGUCGAUCAAAUGUUCUUUGACGAACCACGCAUCUGCAUGGGCUUGAACAAGAACCACACACAGGUCAUUCGGAAAACUGCGGUCCAGGAGGAAAUUCGCUUCAGAGAGCUCGCCCAGGCGGAACAGAAAGUCAUUACGACGUCGCAUGUCGAGACGUUGCCAAAACCAUAG